AUGACAAUUGACAAAAGUUGGAUGAUUAUGAGGAAUCGACUCUCUCGUGAGUAUAGAGUUGGUGUCCGCUUGUUUCUCCAACGAGCUACUCAAUAUGCUAAUGAAAAUAGGGAGAUUAGAUGUAUGUGUAACAAUUCUUUGAAUCAUCUGCUCCAACCGCUACCUUUAGUGGCGCUACAUUUGGUACAACAUGGAAUUCAAUUAUCAUACAAUGUAUGGGAUUACCAUGGCGAAAAACAUGACCAUCCAUCUGCAGAGCAAGAAGUUAUAUUAGAUGGUGGUGUGCAUGAUGAAAUGGCAGGUAUUUUGGCUGAUAUAAGUGGGCAUGUAGAAAUUGGAGAAUCCAGUGAGCCUAUUCAAGCAGGAAAUGAUCAAAAUAAGAACCUCGAUGAAAUAUUCAAGCAAUUGGAGAAAGAAUUGUAUCCAGGGUGUGAAAGUUUCUCGGCGCUUAAUUUCUUAGUGAAAUUAAUGCAUGUGAAGGUGUUGAACAAGUGGAGUGAAAAAUCUUUUGAUAUGUUACUUGGCUUAAUGAAGAAAGCAUUUCCCUUCGCAAUAUUGCCCAACUCUCACUAUGAGGCAAAAAGUAAGUUGAGUGAUAUUGGACUCGGGUACGAGAUAAUACAUGUCUGCCAACAUGAUUGUGCUCUGUUUUGGAUAGAGAAUGUUGAUCUAAACAGCUGUCCAAUAUGUGGUGAAAGUCGAUGGGUAAACAAAAGCACAAAAGGAAAAAAGGUUCCAAAAAAGGUGAUGCGCUACUUUCUUUUAACUCCUAGGUUGAAAUGUUUAUUUAGUUCAAGACACACUGCACUUGAUAUGAGAUGGCAUGAUUUCGAGCGACCAAAAGAGAAUGGUGUUUUGAGGCAUCCAACUGAUAGUCAAGUUUGGAAAACAUUUGAUAAGAAUUAUCCAACAUUUGCAAUGGAUCCUAGAAAUGUGCAAUUGGGAUUGACAACUGAUGACAUAGAUGUAUAUCUUCGGCCACUUGUUGAGGAGUUAAAACAGUUAUGGGAACAAGGAGUACAUACUCGAGAUGCAGUGACUGAUGAUAAUUUUUUAAUGCGUGCAGUAGUCAUUUGGACCAUCAAUGAUUACCCUGCAUAUGCUAUGAUGUCUGGGUGGAGUAUAAAAGGAUAUAAAGCGUGUCCAACUUGCAAUGAAGAAACUCCUUCAAAAAAAAUGAGUAAGAUUGCUUAUAUUGGACAUAGGUGUUUUCUUCCCAUGGAUGAUGAAAUGAGAAAUAUCAAAAAAUUUGAUGGAAAAAUUGAACGAAGAAGGCCUCCAAGGAAGUUAACUACUGAAAAUAUUUUAGCACAGUUAGAACAUUUGCAAGAUAGACUUCCUAGUAAACAUAAAGAAUACGGAGGUGUUAAACGCAAGCGUUCACCAGACGAGCUUAACUGGGCAAAGAAGAAAGGCAAAACAAAAGACACAGAUAAGGCUAGACUUGAUCUUGAAGACAUGGGGAUUAGGAAGGAGUUCAGGAAUCAGAUCAUUCUUGAAAAAAGAACUUCGAGAAUUAUCAUUGAGCUAUGUAACUUCUUCCAACAAAUAUGCGCCAAGACUUUAAACGUAAAAGAUCUUGAGAAGAUGCAAGAUAACAUUGUCAUUAUUUUAUGCAAGCUUGAAAGAAUAUUCCCUCCGGUGUUCUUUGAUAUCAUGGUUCAUUUAACUCUUCAUUUGCCUAAUGAGGCAAUAAUGGGUGGUCCAGUACAUUUUAGACGGAUACCGGAAAGAAAUGAUGAAAGGACGGAAAUAUGCCCACCUCGAGAAAUUUCUGUUUUCAAGCAUGUUGGUCGACCAUUGGGCAAAAAAGAGGAUAAAGUUCUUGAAUCAUCACUACGAAGUAAGGCAGAAUGUGAACACAUGGAUGAAUUACGUGCUAGAGGGGUGCAAGAUUUGGACCAGCAACAAGAAGUUGAGUUUCCAACCUGGUUUAGAAACAAAGUUAAUGAAAUGCAAGAAGAUAGGUCGUUUGAGAUUUCUGAUGAAUUAUAUGCCUUAGCUAAUAGAUGGAAUUUUAAUGCAUACUCAUAUUCUCGUGCUAUUGUGAAUGGUGUUAAAUUUCUUGUGGAGCAACGAGAUGUAAUACUAACCACUCAGAAUAGUGGUAUUCUUGUUCCUGGAGAGAAUGAACAAAACUUCUAUGGUGUCCUUCAUGAAGUCAUAGAAUUAAUUAAAGAAGACAACAAAUUCACAAGUGUGUAUAUUGGGGCAGAAUGGUAUAAGAAUGAUCCAUUUAUAUUGGCAUCUCAAGCAAAAUCAAUUUACUACUUGAAUAAUGACAAGAAUGGGCCAUUGUGGAAAUUGGUGCAGACUCACACUCCACGUAAUUUUUGGGAUUUUCCAAAUGUUGAAGAGGAAAAUGAAGUUGAAGCAUCUAUGGAUGUGCAUAUAGUACAAGAAGCUAAUUCACAACCAUUUCAAUUAGUUGUGGAAUUGCCAAAAUGA
This is a messenger RNA of Humulus lupulus (European hop), 2448 nucleotides long. RefSeq lists its product as uncharacterized. The record is from RefSeq and is a predicted model, not a curated record. The transcript has 8 exons. The coding region runs from base 1 to 2448 and encodes 815 amino acids. NCBI's taxonomy places the organism in Eukaryota, Viridiplantae, Streptophyta, Magnoliopsida, Rosales, Cannabaceae.